This is a messenger RNA of Staurois parvus, 1470 nucleotides long. Lineage: Eukaryota; Metazoa; Chordata; Amphibia; Anura; Ranidae. The record is from the annotation of a GenBank genome assembly.
GGAGGAGGAGGCCGGGGAGAAGAUGCUGCGGGAGAACGGCGGGGGCGGGGCUCCGGAGGCGGUGGAGCUGCAGCGGAACAUCACCUUGAUGAACGGGGUGGCCAUCAUCGUGGGGACCAUCAUCGGCUCCGGGAUCUUCGUCACCCCCACCGGGGUCCUCCGGGAGGCGGGUUCCCCCGGGCUCUCCCUCAUCGUGUGGGCCGUGUGCGGUCUCUUCUCCAUAGUGGGGGCGCUGUGCUACGCGGAGCUGGGCACUACCAUCUCCAAAUCCGGGGGGGGGACUACGCCUAUGUGCUGGAGGUGUACGGGGCCCUGCCCGCCUUCCUCAAACUCUGGGUGGAGCUGCUGAUCAUCCGACCCUCGUCCCAGUACAUCGUGGCCCUGGUCUUCGCCACCUACCUGCUCAAACCCGUCUUCCCCAGCUGCCCCGUGCCCGACGACGCCGCCAAGCUGGUGGCCUGCCUGUGUGUCUUGCUGCUGACCGCCAUCAACUGCUACAGUGUUAAAGCGGCGACACGUGUCCAGGACGCAUUUGCUGCGGCAAAGCUGUUGGCUCUUUGUCUGAUCAUCAUUCUGGGCUUUGUACAGUUGGGUAGAGUUUACUCUGCAGGAGAUGUCUCCACUCUGAGCCCUGAACACUCCUUCGAUAACACCAGUAAUGAUGUCGGCAAAUGGGUCCUGGCAUUAUACAGCGGGCUGUUUGCAUAUGGCGGAUGGAAUUACUUGAACUUUGUAACUGAAGAAAUGAUAGAACCUUACAAAAACCUACCUCGCGCCAUCAUUAUUUCUCUGCCUAUCGUAACAUUGGUGUAUGUCCUCACCAACCUGGCCUACUUCACCACACUUACACCGGAGCAGAUGCUGACUUCCGAGGCUGUGGCCGUGGAUUUUGGAAAUUACCACUUGGGUGUCAUGGCCUGGAUCAUCCCCGUCUUUGUGGGGCUUUCGUGUUUUGGAUCAGUCAACGGGUCCCUCUUUACCUCUUCCAGACUGUUCUUCGUGGGAGCCAGAGAAGGUCACCUACCAUCUCUCCUGGCGAUGAUCCAUCCGCGACUGCUGACCCCUGUGCCAUCUCUCAUCUUCACAUGUGCUAUGACGCUCCUCUACGCCUUUUCCAACGACAUUUUCUCAGUCAUCAAUUUCUUCAGCUUCUUCAACUGGCUGUGCGUAGCUUUGGCGAUCAUCGGCAUGAUGUGGCUCCGGUACAAGAAACCGGAAUUGGAGAGACCAAUCAAGGUUAAUGUGACUCUCCCGAUCUUCUUCAUCUUGGCCUGUAUAUUCCUGAUUGUUGUGUCGUUCUAUAUGACGCCGAAGGAAUGCGGGAUCGGCUUCAUCAUCAUCUUAUCGGGGGUCCCUGUGUAUUAUUUUGGGGUCUGGUGGCAGAAUAAGCCGUCGUGGAUCCAGCAGAGUAUAUAUUCCAGCACUGCUGUAUUGCAGAAGGUAUUGGAGGUUGUACCUCAAGAGUCCUAA